This is a messenger RNA of Trichomonas vaginalis G3, 1362 nucleotides long. Its product is annotated as SANT/SWI3/ADA2/N-CoR/TFIIIB'' DNA-binding domain-containing protein. NCBI's taxonomy places the organism in Eukaryota, Parabasalia, Trichomonadida, Trichomonadidae. Bases 1 to 1362 code for a protein of 453 amino acids. The transcript has a single exon. The record is from RefSeq and is a predicted model, not a curated record.
AUGGAUCCACCUAGUGAGAAUGGCUUUAUGACCGAUGUUUACUCUUCUCCAGUUUCUAAUCAUCCACAGACAGAGCAACGUGGCUGGGAUGUUCAAGUUGGUGAUGAUGUAGUUUCCGGGUUACAUAAGUCUUCAAAGAAGAAGUCACAAUCAAAGAAACAGAAGGAAGUGAAGAAGUCAAAGAAGAAUACAGUUGAAGAUGAUGCUGAGAUAGCUCUCUGGUCACCAGCUAAGAGACAAUCAUGGGAAGCAAGGAAAACGAAUCCAAAUGCAUUCUACUACCGCCAUGUUGACCCUGGAGUUGUAAAAAGAACGGGAGCAUGGGAUGAGAAUGAAAAGGAGAUGUUUAUGAAGGCAAUCAAAUUACAUCCACCCACACAGGGCAAGUGGGGACUUUUCGCAAUGAACAUUCCAGGUCGUGUAGGCUACCAAUGCAGGAACUUCUAUCAUAGACUUCUUGAGUCUGGUGAACUUCGAGAAGAUAUGAUUCCAGGAGAGUUCAUUCUUGCAAAGACGCGCAAUACAUCAGGAAAGAAGAAGAAAGAAUCCAAGAAGAAGAAUACACAUAAAGUUGAAAGCUCAUCUGAGCAAGAAGAGGAAGUAAAGCUUGAUUCAGAUUCACCUUCUCAAGAAAAAGCUGCCGAAACAGAGGAGGAAGAAGCAAAGGAAGUAGUUAUCGAUAUCCCACCUCCACCAAAAGAGGAACCCAAAUUCAAUAUCAGAUCUCUCAAAUUAUUCUCUACAAGAGUUCUUCAAGAGGAUGAAAGGCUCAAAAAAGAGGCAGAAGAAGCCGCUCAACAAGCAAUUUCUGCUUUCAAGCAAGAAGAGCCAGAAGUACCAAAGAAAGUCGAAGAAAAGCAGGAAGAAAUAAUUGAAGAAAAGCCAGAUGAAGAAGAUGAUGAUGUUGCAAUUGGUGUUGUUGAAGAUAAGGAAGCAAGCAACGCAGAGAUCGUUCAAGCUGCAGCAGAAUCUGUGGAGAGGGCAAUGCCACCAGUUCUCAAAUGGCAUCCAAGGAUGGAAGCACCAUGGAGAGUUCUUGGUGAUGUUAAAGAAGUCAUCAAAUUCCCAAGUGAGCAUAAAGUUGAAGAAGAACAAUCAGAAUACCAAUGCUCAAAGAUCAUGAGACUUAACACAACAUGCCCAUUGAAUCUAUUACUUCUUUCAUUCCCAGCACCAAAGAACAUGAAGAAUGCUUACAUUAAAGCUGUCAACAAGAGAUUGGCAGAAAAUACUGAGAGAAAGCCAUUCAACAAGGCUCUUCACGCUUAUUUCGCUGCAAAGGACGCUGCAAUUAAGAAUCCUCAUGAAAAAGAUCAUAUUUGUCAGAAAUUUGUUCAGCAAUUCCUUGAUAACGAGAUUUAA